Iphiclides podalirius (scarce swallowtail) is the source of this 852-nucleotide messenger RNA. NCBI's taxonomy places the organism in Eukaryota, Metazoa, Arthropoda, Insecta, Lepidoptera, Papilionidae. The record is from the annotation of a GenBank genome assembly.
AUGUGGGUCGUGAGUUUUGUUUUCAUCGCUGCCGCCGUUGCUGAGGAGUUCCACGUCAGCGAGGCGGACCUUACUGGAGAGUUCUCCGCCAGCAGAAUCAUUGGAGGCAACCCGACUGUAAUAGAAAAAUACCCUUACACUGUGCAGGUCCUAUAUGAAGGUCGGCUUAGGUGCGGUGGAUCGCUCAUAACACAACGUCACGUUCUGUCAGCCGCGCACUGCUUCGUUAACGAGAACGACGUGGUCGUGAACCCUAAUGUUUUCAGCGUGCGCGUGGGCUCCACUUAUUUGAGCUCAGGGGGCACCGUGUACUCUGUGUCUAUGGUCGUGGUGCACGAGGGGUACAACCGGCCACCGCGCGACAACGACGUGGCGGUCCUGGUGCUGGGCAGGCGCGUCGCGACCUCUGCGGCCGUGGCUACGGUGGCGUUGCCCCACCCCAGCGCUGUGGUGCCCAGCGACGCGCUGCUGGUGCACGUCGGCUGGGGAAGCACGCACGAGAUGGUGCCGCAGGCGUCGGAUGUACUGAACGAGGUGGUAGUGAGGAAGGUGAACCGGAGCGUUUGCGCACAGCGCUACCGUCUAUUGGAGGUGGCUACGGGCGAGCCGUACCCAGUCACGGGCAACAUGAUCUGCGCCGGCCUUCUGGACGUCGGAGGCAAGGACGCGUGCCAAGGCGACAGCGGCGGGCCCCUGCUGUACGGCGACGUGGUGGUGGGCGUGACGUCAUGGGGCUACGGCUGCGGACAGCCCUCCUUCCCGGGGGUGAGCGCGCGCGUCGCCUCCUUCACCAGAUGGGUGGAGAGCACGGUGGGUGCGGGGCGCUUCGUGUGUGGCGGGGCUUGGCACGUC